UUGUUCUGCAGUCAGACUGUUUUCAGAGACAGUUCAAUGUCCUCUCUGAUACAUCAUGAAGCUUUACGUAAUCCUCCCGCUGUGGGCCCUGUUCACCGUCACCCAGCAGGAUGCACCAUCAGAUAAUUGUGUGUGUGAGUUCAUCAGCUCAGAGAAAUCGUUCCCUUAUGACAAGCUGAAAACAGCACAGGACAGCGCUUCAAGCUGCACAAAGACCAUCACUCCACAGAAGGUAGGCCGGCCUUUGCCCUUGGACAGCUUGCUGCUGGGCCUGAAUCGACGCCUGUCCCAGCUGGAGCAGGACGUGGCAGUCCUGGAAAAGGAGGACGAUGGAAAACUGUUUGGAGCGCUGAGUCUGCACGUCGUCGAGAACGAGCUCACAGAGAUCCAGCAGAUGAUCGAUAAGCUCAACAGCACUGCUAGAGAAAGCAAGCAGCUCAGUGAAGAUAUGGCUCAGAAGCUGGAGGACGUAAAGGAAGAGAUGGUGGAGCUGGAAAAGUUUGACACCAUGCAGGUGGUGAAAAGGCAACAAGCCAACCAGCGCCUGAAGAGAGACCUGGACCAGUGCAUGAACAAUGGAGUUCACGGCACCAUAAAACCCCCUGAGCCUACGGCUGGUACCUGUCCAUACGGUCAGUUCAUCAAUAUCACCGGACCGAGGGUCCACACAGGUGGAGAAUAUGCUGGUUCAUACAAAUAUGGAGCCUGGGGCCGGGAUCCCAAACCAGAGCCAGGGAAGGAGAGCUGGUAUUGGAGGGUGAUGCUGACGUCCAGCAACAGAUACGCCCAUUACGUCCGUCUCUACUCCACUCUGAGCUCUCUCAUUGUUGGGAUCAGUGUUCCCGGUAACAUCCAGAUUUCUCCUUCUAACCCAACCACCAACACCAUCCAAGGCCCGAACGCGGUUCUGUACGCAGGGGCCCUGUACUACAACUGUUACAACAAAGCUGCUGUUUGUCGAUUCAACCUCACCUCCAAAACUGUGACCUCCUUAGAUUUACCGAAAGGAACCAGGUAUAACUCAAAGGGGGACUUCUGCCACCUUGAAGAUUGCUACCCGUUUACCGACGUGGACCUGGCCACGGACGAGUCGGGCGUCUGGGUGGUCUACACCACUACCCAGAACUUUGGGAACCUGGUGCUAUCCAAGGUGGAGGAGAGUGAUCCGCCGAAGCUCGGCAAAACCUGGUGGACUUCAGUCUACAAGCGAAGCGUGACCAACACCUUCAUGGCCUGCGGUGUCCUCUAUGCGACACGUUAUGUCGACCAAAACAGAGAGGAGAUAUUUUAUUCCUUUGACCCGACAACGGGGAAGGAGAAUUUCAACGUUGGCAUCCACAUAAACAAGGUGAUGCCUAACAUUCUGUCCUUAAACUACAGUCCAGUGGACCAGAUGUUGCACGCGUACUGCGAUGCCCAAAUGGUCUCUUACAAGGUUUUGUUUGAAUCGAUGGGUAACACCUUUACAUAUUAAAAAGCUAAAAACAACAGUAAUGUUCCCAUUAAUAUACAGAUUCACUAAAGCAUUGAGCUAAUGUAAGAGAAACAUGUUAUUCUAUGUCUUAAAAGUAUAUAUUUUUAAACAAAUGGUCUUCCUUCAAUAAAGUUAUCAACUUCUGCUUUCCAGUUUCAACAACUAAUGUCAUCUCCCUACUGUCUGCUAUUGUUUAAGUUGUACAAAAAAGAAAUUAGUUGCGUUCUCAACCAUCAACUGAAAUCAUAAUGUUUAAUAGCUUGCUAAAUCUAGCUAGCAAUGACAAAUCUCAGAGAUGGUCAGAGGUGAAUAGAUGAAAUUAAAAUCCCCAACCAAAAAGAUGAUCCACAGAAAGUGCAUCUAAAAUGGGGGAGCAGUCACAAUGUGGAGAGCUUUAUAAAAAAAAAAAAAAAAAAAAACUGAAAAGAUUUUCACAAAACCCCAGACAUAAAGUCAGACUUUUAGUUUUCUUUCAGCAAAGACUUUCUUCUCACCGCUCUUCCGUGAAGGCCAGAUCUGUGGAUAGCAGGGCUGUUUUCCUGUUGACUGAUUCUGGCACCGGACAUGUGGAUCUCUACAGCUCCUCCAGAGUUACAGUACCAUGAGCAUCUUGGCAGCUAAUCUUACUGAUACUUUUUUUAUUUUCUCGUCAUAGAUUGAACAGUUGUAAAAUGUUCACAGCUUGAUGUGCUGCUUUAAACUUCCCCACAACGUUGACCUGUCUGCUCUUUUUCCUUGUCUUCAUGAUACACUCAGGUGGACUCUAUUUGCUAAUCUGGGGAUUUCUGGUUGAACUGGGUUUUAUUUAAAAGGGUCUGAAAUAAAAGUCUAAGGCACC
Messenger RNA from Fundulus heteroclitus (mummichog), 2312 nucleotides. RefSeq names its product olfactomedin-4. The record is from RefSeq and is a predicted model, not a curated record. Lineage: Eukaryota; Metazoa; Chordata; Actinopteri; Cyprinodontiformes; Fundulidae. Bases 56 to 1474 code for a protein of 472 amino acids. Gene Ontology annotation, biological process: signal transduction. The transcript is spliced from 7 exons.